Messenger RNA from Gossypium raimondii (Peruvian cotton), 1440 nucleotides. RefSeq names its product putative receptor like protein 25. The record is from RefSeq and is a predicted model, not a curated record. Gene Ontology annotation, molecular function: protein binding. Lineage: Eukaryota; Viridiplantae; Streptophyta; Magnoliopsida; Malvales; Malvaceae. The transcript is spliced from 2 exons. The coding region runs from base 141 to 821 and encodes 226 amino acids.
UUUUGCGAGAAAACAGAUUCUACGGCACAAUUUCAAAAUUCGACACGGAACGUGGGUUUCCAAAGCUACGCAUAUUGGACGUUGCUUCCAACAAUUUUUCAGGUGACUUGUCGAUUGAAUUUUUGCAGAGUUUGAAGGCAAUGGCGAAUAUGACUAAUGACGAAAAGGCUAAGCUGGAUUAUAUCGGAGAGAGUUAUUAUCAAGACUCUGUGACAAUUGUUAACAGAGGGAUUGAAAUGUUCUACCAAAAAGUCUUGACAAUUCUUACUUGUCUUGACCUUUCCAACAAUAGUUUCCAUGGGAGAAUACCAGAAGAAAUACAAAUGCUGAGGUCACUCAGAGUGAUGAACUUAUCCAACAAUGGCUUCUCUAGUGAAAUCCCAUUAGCACUUCAAAAUCUAAAAGACCUCGAAUCUUUGGAUCUCUCGAGAAACAAGCUGUCAGGGAAGAUUCCUCCACAACUUACAAGUCUAACUUUCCUGGCAGCAUUGAACUUGUCAUACAACCAACUUGAAGGGAGCAUACCACAAAGCAACCAAUUCAUUACAUUUACAAAUGAUUCCUACCGUGGGAACCCAAAAUUGUGUGGGCUGCCAUUGUCAAGGAAAUGCAAUGAAGUCGGUCUUCCAGUGGCACCACCUCCACGGCGAGAUGGAGAAUCAUGGUUAUAUGCUAUGUCUACUUGGAAAAUUGCGUUGAUAGGUUAUGCUAGUGGAUUAGUCGUUGGGCUAUGUAUUGGAUAUACAGUGCUGAAUGAGUUGGGAAACAAAUGGGUUGACAAGUUCAAAAAGUGUGGGAAAAGAAAUAGAAGAUGUAGGUGACUCCAUCAGAAUUCUUGCUUCAAAAUUAGCUGGAGGUAUACUUGAAGCAGGACAUGGAAUGCACAGUUGUGAGGUACAUGAAGAAUGUAGGCAAUUAAUGAUCCUAACAAGAUCAAUCCACUGGUUUGUAAUUUUGCUUUAUAUGCACUUUUUUCCUGUUGUAGUUUUCCAUGAGUAUAAAUAAGUGUUUAUUCAUUUUGCAUCCAGGUCCCUGUGGAUUUGGGGGAUGCAAUGUUUCACUGCUACUGAAUUUCCAUGCUAAUAAUGAUAUUAUAAACAUGGCUGCCCAAGCUUUCUUUUAUAUGCAAUUUACUUUUACUUCAAUUUUUUUUUUAUCUUCAGAAUAUUUAUACAACUGAGGAGAUUUGAUGGCAUGAUGUUGAUGAAAGCCAUAUCUGAUGGACAUUGGACUGAUUGUGUAAAGAGACGCAGAUGCUGCUACUCUAAUCCUUUGCUCUUCCAAAUAGACAUUAGCACGCGUUAGGCUUUAAGACCGGGUGUAAAGGGUGGACCUAUUGGUUUGGGUUUUGGUUCAACCCGACACUUAUUUUUAUACUAGUUUAUUUAUUCUUUCAAUGAUAGUUUUAUUAAUUUCAAAAAUAUGGUUGAAUUAAGUAAU